Molecule: messenger RNA, 765 nt
Organism: Acanthosepion pharaonis
Lineage: Eukaryota; Metazoa; Mollusca; Cephalopoda; Sepiida; Sepiidae
Source: the annotation of a GenBank genome assembly
AUGAAUAAACAUAUAUUUAUAAUUGGAUUAGUUGUAGAUCUGUUUAUCCUUCACUCUCUUUCUCUUUCUUUACUCCCUCCAACAAUUCCUUUGUGUUAUCUUUCUUUUCUCCCUCAUACUGUCUUGGCUCUCUAUUCCUCCUCCCGGUAUUUUCUCUUUCAUUUCUCUCUUCUACGCUGUUCAUUCUUUUCUACUAAAUUCUCUUUUCCUCUCUUCUUCUUAAUACUUUUCUCUUUCUUUUCUCACUCCUACUAUUCCCUUGCCAUCUUCUCUAUUUUUCUCCCUCACACUCUUAUUUUCUUUUUUUUUCUCCCUCACGUUCCUUUUGUUCUGUUUAUUUUCCCAACCACAUUCUUAUUAUUCUCUUUCUUUUCUCCCUCACACUCCUGUACACACUCCCUUUCUUCUCUUUCUGUUCUCUGUUUCCUCCCUCACAUUUCUUUCCUCGUUUUCUCUUUCCCGCUCUUUUUAGCUCUUGCAGUAUCUUUCUCUAUGCUUAUAUUUCUUUUUCUUCUUUUUCUUUUGAAUUAUCAUCUCCAUUUCUCUCUAUCUCUUUCCAUAUCUAUCUAUCUAUCUAUCUAUCUAUCUAUCUAUCUAUCUAUCUAUUUCGUUUUCUCUUCCACUCCUCUCCCAUUUUCUCUCAUAAUCUCACUUCUCUCUAUUUUGGAUGACCUCUCUCUCUCUCUCUCUCUCUCCCCUCUCACUCACUCUCUCUCUCUCUGUCACUCUCUCUCUCUCUCUGGCAUCUUUCCUGAUUUUUUUUAA